AUGGAUUGGCUACAGAAGCGUCAAGAGAAACGGCUGAAGGCUAUGAACGCCUUUUUGACGCGGAUAAAAGUUCCRGGUUUCAAUGSGAGCCACUACUUCGCAGAGACUCCUACCCAGUCUCUACCUAAUAUCGGCAUCGCUUUCUCAGGCGGUGGCUACCGAGCUCUACUUAACGGUGCUGGGAUAUUUGCUGCCUUCGAUGAAAGAACGCCAGGGUCAACUACACCAGGUCACCUUGGUGGACUGAUUCAAUCAUCAACGUACCUUUCAGGUCUAAGUGGUGGUUCCUGGCUGGUCGGGUCGAUCUAUGUUAAUAACUUUACUACCGUCACUGCGUUAUUAGACUCGCACACGAGUGGCCUAUGGGAAUUUGGUCAAUCGGUUCUCAGUGGCCCUACAGGCGAUGCCGGGUAUUUGAACCGCCUUCGUCAGGUUGUUGAUGGCAAAGAAGAGGCCGGGUUUCCCGUAUCAAUCACUGAUUACUGGUACUAUCUCCUCCCCUGCAUCCUAUCUUUGGGUCGUGGGCUCUCCUACCAAUUGGUGAAUGCCACUGAGGGCGGGCCUGCCUACACUUGGUCAUCUAUUGCCUCGACUCCACUUUUCGAUGACGGCAGCGUGCCAAUGCCUAUCAUCGUUGCACUUGAACGUGCGCCUUUAGAGCAGAACUUGACAUUGAAUUCAUCUGUCUACGAAUUCAACCCAUGGGAAUUGGGUACAUGGGACCCGACGACAUACGGCUUCGUGCCUCUCGGAUUUGGUGGAUCCAAUUUCACAAAUGGCAGUCUUAUAAGUGGCGAGUGUGUCUCUGGAUUCGAUAAUGUCGGGUUCAUCAUGGGCACAUCUUCUUCCUUGUUCAACCAAGCGCUGCUUAACAUCAACAAUACAGAUCUUCAACAAACAUUCAAACGCCUCACGACUUCGCUUCUACAAAACCUCAACGAGUCAUCGAAUGACGUUUCUGUAUACCAACCGAAUCCUUUCUACAAGUUCAAUAGAGCGAGCAAUCGGAAUGCUCAAGAAGAGGCACUGAUCCUUGUUGAUGGCGGCGAGGACUUCCAGAAUAUUCCAUUCCACCCGCUUCUACAAUCCAAUCGCAAGGUCGAUAUAAUAUUUGCCAUUGAUAGCUCGGCAGAUACAAAGAUGCGAUGGCCUAACGGGACUAGCAUGGUAGCAACCUAUGAGCGCAACAGCAAUCAUUCUGAGAUAGCAGAUGGGACUGCGUUUCCUUCUAUCCCAGAUCAGAAUACUUUUGUGAAUCUAGGCUUGAACAGUCGUCCUACGUUCUUCGGCUGUGAUCCAACUAAUAGCACUGGCGAAAACUCAGCUCCACUGGUCGUCUAUAUCCCAAAUAGCCCAUACACUUACAUGUCAAACAUCACAACAUUCACGCUUGAACUCAACAAUACUGAACGGAAUGACCUGCCGGAGCCUACACCGCACUAA
Talaromyces amestolkiae is the source of this 1443-nucleotide messenger RNA. RefSeq lists its product as uncharacterized. Gene Ontology annotation, molecular function: A2-type glycerophospholipase activity. Lineage: Eukaryota; Fungi; Ascomycota; Eurotiomycetes; Eurotiales; Trichocomaceae. The record is from RefSeq and is a predicted model, not a curated record. Gene Ontology annotation, cellular component: intracellular membrane-bounded organelle; cytosol. The coding region runs from base 1 to 1443 and encodes 480 amino acids. Gene Ontology annotation, biological process: glycerophospholipid catabolic process. The transcript has 4 exons.